UUGAUGGCCGUUUCGACAGAUUUAAAUCCUUCAUCAGUCGCUGACAAUGGCAUUUGGGUGUUUGGAUAUGGCUCGCUCAUAUGGAAACCGCCUAUUUCUUACGAAGACAAAGUCGUAGGAUAUGUCAAGAAUUAUGUGAGGAGAUUCUGGCAGCAUAGUACCGACCAUCGUGGAACUCCAGAAGCACCUGGACGAGUUGUGACUCUAGUGCCCCACGCGGAAUGGAAGACGAUGGAUGACUAUCAUGAUCAUAAGGACGACGAUGUAUGUUGGGGAGUAGCGUUCAAAAUACCAGGCACAGAUGUUGAAACUACUAGAGCUUAUCUGGACCAUAGAGAGAAGAAUGGAUACACCGUGCACACUGUAGAUGUAUAUAGACCUAACGAGGAAGAGCCUGCCGUCCGAAAUGCACUGGUUUACAUUGGAACGACGGAUAAUGAAGCUUUUGUAGGCGGCGCCCCAGUAGACGACAUUGCGCAACAAAUUUAUGAAUCUUAUGGGCCGUCUGGCUGGAACGCCGAAUACCUCCUCAAUCUCGCCCAUGCGUUACGCGAGAUUGCUCCAGAAAGUCGUGACGAUCACGUAUUCGAGCUAGAACACAAAGUAAAAGCUAUCAUAGAAAGAAAUGAACAGGCUGAUAGCAAAUUAGAGAAAAUAUAAUCUAGUUUAGCAGAAGCAAAUGCAUCGGAAAUCAUAAGGGAAUUUUUAUAUUUUAGUUUUCAAGCAUUUAAAAUGGUAGAAGAAGAAA
Molecule: messenger RNA, 748 nt
Organism: Umbelopsis ramanniana AG
Lineage: Eukaryota; Fungi; Mucoromycota; Umbelopsidomycetes; Umbelopsidales; Umbelopsidaceae
Exons: 7
Coding region: 4-660 (218 amino acids)
Biological process (GO): glutathione catabolic process
Cellular component (GO): cytoplasm
Molecular function (GO): gamma-glutamylcyclotransferase activity; glutathione specific gamma-glutamylcyclotransferase activity
Source: RefSeq, a predicted model, not a curated record